UUACACUCAAGUCCUCCACCAUCCCCCGCUUCCGUCGCGAAGUGAUGACGCGCCACAUAGCGACCGCGGCGAGUUCUUCCCGGGAGACGAGCGGUUUCAGCUCGAGCUUUCUCCCACCGGUGCCAGUAUUAAUAGCUUUUUUGCUUACAUUUGGCUGUGGGAAAAUGAGACUAGCUGAAAAAUAUUGUGCAUAGGUUUAGCAGGUCACCCAAAAGCUAUUUUUUUAAGAGCAUUUAUCGUUUCAACGUAAGAGUUGCAUGCACCCGGGCAGUGACAGACCGCGGGAAAAUGUCGUUACUUCCUGUGUGAAGAAGUCUUGGCGCGACUCAAACCUUGUAAACACAAGGAGGGAACAUAAUAAUACGGGAGACUCUCCUUAAGAAAUUAAACAGCAAUUGAAAAUAUGGAGAUUAGUGAUACUUCUAGUGUUGUGGUCCCCGCUGCCACUGAAGACUCGGUGGAUAUUUACGAGGGCCUGGACAUUGGAAUUGGCAGUAAUGCAGAGGGCCCUUCUCCCACUAGCUCUCAGUUAAAAGAGUCUAUGGAUCUUUAUGAAGACCUUGUGACAGAGGAACAGCAGAGCCGAGACUCGUCCUACACUGAGUUAGAGUCCAGAUUCAAAGCAGCUCAAAGUCAAAUCAAAGAGUUGCACCGGAGGCUGGAACAGGUGGAAAUGAAGAAUGCAGGGUUAAGCAAGGAGAACCACUCUCUCAAAAUGAACAUCUCUGCUCUUCUGCGAACAGCCAGACAGGAAUUAAAGCGAAAAGAUACGGAGAUUGAAAAGUUGAAUCAGUGGGCAGACAGAAGUCGGCACCAUCAGUCUCACACGUCUCGCCUUAGGGAUCCACAUUCCUCCAGUCAGACCUCAGCAGUUCCUUCCCAGUGUUUGGUGCCUCCUCCACAAACAUCUAGUCUUCCUCAGCCAGUAACAGCUUCCCUUUCACCCACCAGGGCCAGUCAUUCCCAUAAAGAUCUGCCUCAGCCUACAAGGAAGGAAAGUUAUAGUCUGACAAAGUCUUCAAAAGAAUCACUUGUUAGCCAUUCAAAAAGAGAAACUGAAACGGCCGACAAACACACUGAACCAGACAAACACAAGUCCAGAGACGGAGACCCAAAACGGAGAAGGCACCACUCAUCUGAAUCAACUGAUAAAAGACACAGAGAUUCUUCAGAUCCUAGCAAGGACUCUUGUGUUUCUGGGAAAAACAGGUCUCACAAAGCAGACAGAGACUUUGGACGAAGACAUGACUCCAGGUCCUGUAAAAGCAGGGGCUACCCAAAGGAGGGCCACCAGAGGUCGGAUGGAGCUAAAACCCCUCCACCAGAGACGUUACAUAGUGCUGCUGACAACAGGAAAGGCUGCAUUCAGGAUUGUAAAAAGGCCAAAGUCAAAUUGCUUCCUUCAGAACACAAUAGUGGUACAGCUCACAGCCCAAAAGAUGACUACAGCCGAGCUCAUCGAAAAAUGAAGAGUAGUCGUUCUCAUGACAGCCAUUCCAAUUCAAAGGAACGGAAUAAGUCCUCUUCAAAUCAACAUUAUGAGCCUAGAGAGAAGGAAAGGGAUAGGCAGAAGGACAACCAGAGCACGGGGGACAAAGGACACCAGGGGGAAGGCAGUAAACAGCACAGGAGGAGCACUCAGCCGGAGACCAGCAGAGAAGAAGGGAAGCGGAAAGUCCAAAACCCAGAGAGACGUAGCAUGGACCUCCAUGCUGAGGAAAAGGCCCAGAAAGCUGCUAAAAGGCCCCCCAAAGAAAACCACAUUUGUGAUGAAAACAGUCCAAACAGGAAACUGUGUUUUAUGGAAACUUUGAAUCUAACCAUUUCACCCAUUAAAAAGCCUGGAGAAGUCCUGCCGAUCAACAAGGACGGCAGUGGAACUGAUGAGGGUUCCCAGCCUGACAUUGAAGACCUGUGUGUAAUUGAUGAGGUACACAACAGUGAAUUAGAAACCCAGACGGUGGAUGGAGGAGAUGCUGCUGAAGCCUCAUGUCAAAAGGACGUGAAGGCUAAAAACCUGAGCCCAACAGGGGACACUGUGCUCCAAACUACCUCAGAUCCCAGCCAACCGCUGGAUUCUCCUGUGAAGCACACAGCUCCUGAACAGCCCCCCGCUGCCAAGGGUCCCGUGGGUCCUUUUGUGAAGGCAGCCGACAGCUCAGAGCAGGAGGCCAGAGCGUGCCAGACAUUAGCUGUCCCAGUCAGAGCUGAGCCCGGCACCACACCGGGAGUUUCUGAACAGCUUCUGCAGAAAGGCCCUCCUGGGAAAGCCCCCGACGGACUGCAGGAUGCACCACAAACAGCAGCAGCUCAGAGCAUCUCCCCAGACUCUGUCAGUGAACCGGCAGUCUCUUCAAGCCUGAAAGAACCCCCAAUGACUCCAGACGUAGCUGAGAAGCUGCAAAUGCCUCCUUCUGUCCCGUCCUUCAGCUGCCAGCAGGAGCCCUCUCCUCCUUCCUCAACCAGUUUCACUCACCAGGAAGACUGCUGUGGGCAGCCAGACGCUCCCAAAGACAUCGACACCGUGUCCAGUACAAUUAGUCUGGAUUCCCUGCCACAGGAGGGGCUGAGUUUAACAGAAGCCAUAUAUGUUUUAACUCAAACUAAUGCAGACACUGGUGACAGCAGCACGCUCCCAGCUGAGCCCACUUCCUCCACCGGUUGUAUUGGAGUUUCUAAAGUCAGCAGUACCACCGAGGACAAGCACAGUGUCCCUAUGGUGACUCCCAAGAAACGCCUCAGCCCUGCAAAGAGCCAGGAGUGUGGGGCCCAGCCCUCCCACUCUGUGCCCUUACUCCACGAUGAGGACUCCAUGAUGCACACGCUGAGCAACCUGCAGACCAUCCCUGAUGCCAUCAGCCCCCUGAGGAGCCCUGUGCGGAUCGCCCGGAGAAGUCUGCUCCACCUGCACAGCAAACCCGGGCAUGUCAAAAGUCUUCAGAAGGAUUUCUCCACUCCUGGGAUUGAUGAGGACUCCAAGAAGUUGGACGUGAACAAAGAGAACAAAUAUCCCGGUGUCCCUGCAAACCGUGAUGCACAGCACCUGUCGGAGAAGGGAACAGAGCUCACAUCAGGCCUCUCCGACACAGAGUUAGAAGAAGGGGAAAUUCUGAGUGAAAGUGAUGAGGCCGCCUCAGGUUCACCUGGACCUCCAGCCAAGAGGGCAAAGCUAACUCAGCCAGUCAGACAUAAUGCCAGCCCUGCGUCUGUUUUAAGGAGGAAGUCAGAAGAAAGGCGUAUUGCUUCAAAAGACACUUCUGAAGCAGCUGGUGCAUCAACUCAAAGCCCCAAAAGCCGUUUCAAAACAGUCUGCCCCUCAGCAGGCAAAGCCGCCUUUUCCUCCAUAGAGGAAAUCAUGGACACAUUCAAGCUGGUUCGCACCGAGAUCCGGAAAAAAUACAUGAAGCUUCACAAGACUUUUCCCAGGAAGAGCUUCUACGGCGUGAUGGACAACUUCCAGAAGUCUUUCUUAGAGUUCGUGGACGGUGCUCACUUUGGCCAUGUGUGCAGUAAAGCAGAUGAGCUGAAGCCCAAGCUCAGGUCGCUCAUCUCCUCGGUGUUUAGCAAAGUCCUGAACAACGGCAUUGUCAAACGCAUCUUUGAGCAGCAAGCAACUGAUCUGAAGCAGAAGCUGUGGGACUUUGUGGAUGUGCAGGUGGACUUCCUGCUCAGGGACAUCCACACUACUCUGACGGGCCUUUGCAAAGCGGCCAGAGCUCCAGCCCAGGACGCGCUGUCCCGUGGAGCUGAGGCCGGACCCCAGCAGCUCAGGGAGGGGCCUUCUCCCCCCACCAGCUCCAGCCAGCCCAGGUCAUGUGCCCUGGUGCCCUACAGAACAGGACUAGGAAGCAGAGGCAAAGACAUCAGAAUCACGCAUGCUAAAAAGGAGCCGCCCAACACUCAGAACCCACCGGCUGUGGAUGAGCCUCCCUCUCAGAAAAAGCUUCCUCCCACUGCAGAAAAGCCAAAUGUGUCCUCUCUGGUGGUCUCUCAAAGUGGCUCUGUGCUGGAUAGGGCCGACUUUGAGCUCCUGACAGAGCAGCAAGCCUCCAGUUUAACCUUCAACCUGGUGAGAGACUCUCAGAUGGGGGAGAUCUUCAAGUGUCUGCUGCAGGGGUCAGAUCUGUUGGAGAGUGCUGGGGACAACACUGCCUGGGCUCUGGGCACACCCAGGAAGGACGGGGACAGGUUCUUCAGCAUCGCCACUCCGUCCAAACUGGAUUCUCCAUCCAAGCUGAUGUCUCCCGCCAAGUUUGAGAGUCCCUCUAAACUUAUUGCCACAUGGGCUAACAUUUCCCCCCGCAGGCUGCUAUCCCCGCGGCUAAAGGAGCAGGUUCCUCUCAACCCAGCGCUGUUGGAUGAAAGCUGCCUCUUAGAGGUCCCCUCAGAGAACCGGGCUCUGCUCCAGACCUCCCACAGGUCCUACUCCAUUCUUGCUGAGGAUCUGGCCGUGUCCCUCACCAUCCCGUCUCCUCUGAAGUCCGACAGCCACCUGAGCUUCCUCCAGCCGGUGGGCACGCAGCCCCUGUCCACUCCAGACAGCGUGCUCAGCGCCCACAUCAGUGAGGACGCCCUGAUGGACGGGGAGGACGCCACCGAGCAGGACAUCCACCUGGCUCUGGACACGGAUAACUCCAGCCGUGGCUCCAUCAGCAGUGGGGCCUCAGAAGCCCCUCCCACCUCCUUCCUGUUCAAGCCUGACGUGCCCAUGCAGGCCCUGGUGAUGGAGAGGUCCAAUGACCACUUCAUAGUGAAGAUCCGACAGGCCAGCGCCGACCCGGACGCCACGCUGACGGCAGAGGACAGCUUAAGCUGCACUCUGACAGAAGAAGCUAACGGGGCCGCCCAGCAAAGUCCAGCUCAGCCCCGUGCUCCCCCCAUAGAGCACACGGCCACCUCAGCCACAGGCUCCUCCACAGGCUCCUCCCCCCCCAAAAACAACCAGCUCCACCAAAGUCAGGCCAGCUCUGCUCAUCACAAGGCCCCAAAACAUCCUGCUACCAACAAGUCCUGUGCUUUAAAUGAGCCUUUAGGCCCCCCCCAGAGCACGGUGAGUGCUAAGGAGAGGGCCGGCCAGGCACUGCCCACACACAACAUCACCAAAGAAGGUCCUCCAACUGCUCAGGACAGAGUCAGCCCCUCCUCAGCUCACUGUGGGCGUCCUCCCUCUGAGAACACACACACCGGUCAGCAAGAUCACCGGGAAUCAGGAAGUCCCCGCUGGUCAGACCCGGCCGGCAGCUGUCCAGACAAAAGGCCUGAGCGCAGCAGGAAACGCAAGAAGCUCCCAGACAGAGUGCAGGUCAAGAUGGCCAGAGAGGAGGAGGACAGCCCAGAGUGUUCCUCUGGGAUGGAGCAGGAGGAGCCCCUGUCCAGCCCCGCGGGGCUGUCGCCCAGCAGCCUGUCGGCCAAAAACCUGGUCAGGAAGAAGGGAGAGGUGAUCGCACACAGGUUUUACCAGCUCAUGAAGCUUUUCAAGAGGCAGGAGAAGAUGGAGCCCUGACUCUCCACAGUGCGCUGCCCCAAGAGGACCAUGACAGGAGCUCCUGGAGGCCACCGUCUGAAGAACACACGUUUGAUCUUCACAGUU
Messenger RNA from Menidia menidia (Atlantic silverside), 5590 nucleotides. The record is from the annotation of a GenBank genome assembly. NCBI's taxonomy places the organism in Eukaryota, Metazoa, Chordata, Actinopteri, Atheriniformes, Atherinopsidae.